GUGGCGUAAAUGGAGAGAGGAAGGUUCGUACUUUAAAUACGGAGAAAAUCACUUCUUACCAGAAAACCCAAUUUGUUUUCAUUCCUUGCUUGCUUGGCAUCAGGAAUUGCUUUUUCUAUUAAAAGAAAAAGCUUAAUCUGCUGAUUGAGCUUCUCGGCUACUGUUGCUUCUGAGUUACCUUUGGGGCAGAGAGGAGAACUGAGGGAUUGUCUUUGGGACACAUGGAUCAGAGGCUCUCAACAGAUGCAAUGAACCAUAAGAAUGGCAACUAUGUUCGUAUCGAUGGUCCAGAGGACCCAGAGUUGGGAAUGUUUGACAAACCCCUUCCUUUUUGUGGUUGUGGAAUUGGAUGGUUUUCACUUCUGCUUGGAUUUGUAUUCCCAGUGAUGUGGUACUAUGCUGCAUUUCUCUACUUUUAUAAAUAUUAUGAUAAAGACCCAAGGGAACGAUCUGGGCUUGGUGCUUCGGCAGUAGCUGCUUCGGUUUGUACAGUUGGUGUUUUGAUAGCCGUGAUAGUCAUUGUUAUCAAAUCCUUGCAUCCAUAACAUUGGCAUCAUAUAAAUAUCCCAGUGCUGAUGAUGUUCAGAUCAAGCGUCCUCCUGUAAUCAAAUCACGGUCAACAAGAAAAAUUGGCAUUAUGGAAUGCUAGGGGUACUGGUUUCUGAAGAAUUUCAGGUUUACGUGUGAUAGUUUGCACGAUGCAAACCGUGUACAGUAGCAUGCUACAGCUUAGCUCCCCUUAGUAGGGUAUUGAUGUACAGAAAAUAUUGUAGAAAAAUAGUACUUGCACCAACCUUAGAGAGAAACUUUCAUUUGACAUGCUUGCAUCUGUGAAGCAACUGAAGUCAAGUGCUAGAGGCUGCAACUUAGGUUUGGUCCCUGUUUAAAUAAUAUUUGGUCCAUGGUUAAUUAUCAGCAAGUAAGAAUUUGAUUCCAUUCUUUA
Messenger RNA from Rosa rugosa (rugosa rose), 943 nucleotides. RefSeq names its product large ribosomal subunit protein eL20z-like. The transcript has 5 exons. The coding region runs from base 222 to 545 and encodes 107 amino acids. Lineage: Eukaryota; Viridiplantae; Streptophyta; Magnoliopsida; Rosales; Rosaceae. The record is from RefSeq and is a predicted model, not a curated record.